Diorhabda carinulata is the source of this 1456-nucleotide messenger RNA. RefSeq names its product pseudouridylate synthase 1 homolog (gene Pus1). Gene Ontology annotation, cellular component: nucleus. Bases 100 to 1452 code for a protein of 450 amino acids. Lineage: Eukaryota; Metazoa; Arthropoda; Insecta; Coleoptera; Chrysomelidae. The transcript is spliced from 3 exons. Gene Ontology annotation, biological process: mRNA pseudouridine synthesis; tRNA pseudouridine synthesis. The record is from RefSeq and is a predicted model, not a curated record. Gene Ontology annotation, molecular function: pseudouridine synthase activity; RNA binding.
AAGACAGUUGACAGUUAACCUUAAAAAUAAGUUUAAAAAUGCAUGUUGAUUUACCAAUGUCCUUUUAAUAAUUACGAUAAAUUUUAAUAAACCAAGGUAAUGCUUCUAAGAACAAAUAAUUGCAUUAGAAGAUUCUUGUCACAAGCUGAACUGAUUACAAAUAAAGGGCAUUUAUCGAAUAUUUUAGUUUCAACAAUGGGAGAUUCUAAAGUGCUUGGUGAAUCGAAACCUUUGAAAAAGAUUAAAUACGACGGACGAUCUAAAAAACGGCAGUGGGAAGAUAGAAGGAGAGAUAAAGGAGAAAGUUUGCGAGAUAAUUCUAAAGAAUCCAAAAUACCAAAAUUAGAAGGAGAAACUGAAAGUUUAGUGGAGAAAGAUAAAGUGAAGCGAAGAAAAUUCUGCCUGCUGCUCGGUUAUUCCGGUAGUGAUUAUUUCGGAAUGCAAAGAAACCCGCAUACAAGAACGAUCGAAGAAGACUUAUUGAAUGCGUUAUUUAAAAUAAAGUUAAUAGACAAAGAAGGUUAUGAUCAGGUGCAAACUAUGCACUUUCAGCGAGCCGCUAGAACAGAUAAAGGCGUAUCUGCGGCUCGACAAGUAGUAUCUUUAAAGUUGAGAGAUAAAAUUGAUUUAGCACAAAUCAAUGCAGAACUUCCAGACGUAAUCAGAGUGUUUGCAUACAAGAGAGUAACUAAAGGAUUCAACAGUAAAUCUCAAUGCGAUAGUAGAACUUACACUUAUCUAAUUCCAACUGUCGCGUUCGCUCCUCACGAUAAGGACGUUUUACAAAAGGAUUUUCGUUUAGACGACGAAACAUUCGCAAAAGUCAACGAUCUGUUGAAACACUAUUUGGGAACGAAAAAUUUCCACAACUACACUUCCAAGAAGAAACACAACGAUCCUAGCGCUAAUAGAUAUAUGAAAUCAUUCGUUUGUGAAAAACCUUUUGUUAAAAAUGACGUGGAAUUUGCUAUUUUGAAAGUGCAAGGACAAAGUUUCAUGUUGCACCAAAUUAGAAAAAUGAUCGGGUGUCUUUUAGCCGUCGUCCGAGGACUUGCGACUGAAGAUCUUAUACAGAAUUCAUUCAAAUCUGAUAAAGUUAUUAUACCAAGAGCUCCCGGAUUAGGUCUCGUUUUAGAAUAUGUCCAUUAUGAUAGAUACAAUUAUAGAUAUGGUACAGAUGGAAUACACGAAAAAUUGACGUGGGAAGAAGUGGAAGAUCGAGUUGAGGAAUUCAAAGAAAAAUACAUUUUUCCAACGAUAAUUAACAAGGAAAUAGAAGAAGAAAGUAUGUUGUGGUGGUUAAAUAAUAAACUGAGCAGACAUUCGUACGAUUUGGAAGAAGAGAAUGAAAGUGAUGAUGAAAGCGAUGGGGAUGAUGAUGAUGAUUGCGAACAUAGUCAAAAAGCUUGUAACAGUAUUGAGAAUAAAAAUAAAGAAAAAAUUGAAAAAUAAAAAA